Tribolium castaneum (red flour beetle) is the source of this 864-nucleotide messenger RNA. RefSeq lists its product as uncharacterized. The transcript is spliced from 4 exons. The record is from RefSeq and is a predicted model, not a curated record. Bases 88 to 774 code for a protein of 228 amino acids. Lineage: Eukaryota; Metazoa; Arthropoda; Insecta; Coleoptera; Tenebrionidae.
AUCUCUAGAUUUAAAUUAACGUCAAGAAACGUCAAAACUCGAAUCAGUUAGCAAGAAAUCAAAAAAAAGAUAAUAAAAGUGAUUAGAAUGAAAGAUCAAGAUCAAGAUUCAUCACUCGAGGUCUCCUGGGUUAGUGCCAACGGGAUGGAGGAAGAAUUAGGCACAGUGGCAUCAAUACACGAAAAAAAUGACCAAGAAUUUCAAAGUCUUCUAGAUGCGAUUGAGAAAUCGAAUUUGUUUAAGAUUCCAGAUCCGAUUGAAAAAGGCCACUUUAACAAAGCCAAACAAUUUUUUUUACAUGAGCAACAUAAAGUUACAAAGUCAUUAGAAGCUGUUGAUGAUGAAUACAAAUCCCUGUUAAAUCGAAAAAAACAACUACAGCAUGAUAUAGAAGAUAUGAAGAAGAAGAUCGAAAGUGUUAAUGCAGAAUUAGACGAAUGUGGACAAAAGGCAGAGAGUGUUAAAGUGAAUUACAAGCAACAACUGAAGGCCUUAACCGUCGCCAAAGAAAAGUAUGAAAAGAGUUUCAACAUUCUUUUAAUUGCUGAAGAAGAAAAUAACAAUAUCCUUAAAGCAACUAUUAGUUUUGGCGAAAAUAAAAAUUUCCAAUGUGUUUUAUCAGUUAAUCGUGAGCACAAAAAGAUUUUGGGUGUUGAGAGUAAAUUUCUCCAGCAAAAAGAAGUGGAAGAUAUGAUGGAUGCGUAUAAUCAGACAAACAAUGCUGCGACCUUACUGUGUACACUAAAAAAGCUAGCUUUAGCUAAAUCUCAUUGAUUCUUUGUAAAAAUACCACUGUAAAUAAUUAAUUAAGCGAAAUGUACUGUACAUAGUUUUUUCAUAAAUAAUUACCAGCAAAACAUGUUA